Molecule: messenger RNA, 2553 nt
Organism: Cladophialophora yegresii CBS 114405
Lineage: Eukaryota; Fungi; Ascomycota; Eurotiomycetes; Chaetothyriales; Herpotrichiellaceae
Exons: 1
Coding region: 1-2553 (850 amino acids)
Biological process (GO): protein dephosphorylation
Molecular function (GO): protein tyrosine phosphatase activity
Source: RefSeq, a predicted model, not a curated record
AUGUCCGCCACCGCGACGGCGUCCCUCAAAUCACCCUCGCAUCCCCAUUCUCAUUCGCACUCGCAUUCGAAAUCCCAUUCGCACUCCCACUCCCAUUCCCGUUCUUCGCGGCCUUCGACCACGCCACGCGUGCAGCCAGCUGUCGCAUCUGUCGGCCAGCCUAUGCCACCUCUCCUGUCCCCCACUAACGUUCGAACAUCCUCUAAUUCUCGAGAUGUGAAGAGCCCGAGCCCUAGCUAUUUUGGCUUUGUAGUGGGCGAUGAUUCAAUACCGGCAGACUCAAAUCCGGGGAAGCAUGUGCGCCAGAACUGGAAUUUUGCAGGGUCUAACGCACAGAAGGAUGUUGCGACACCUCGACACGUACCGGUCGAAUCCAACCCAGAUUUCGAGGCAUUUAGGAGACAGUCGGAACAUAAUCACAGGUUCGCGUUGAAUACGGCAUUCAGGCCUUCGCAGUCGAGAACAAACUCGGACCUCAGUUCGACGGCUUCGCCACUUGCGAAGAGGCCUGCCAUUGAGAGAAGUGCCCAAUCAAACACCCGAAUGGAAGAUGUCUCGUUCUUUGAUAUUCCAAGACAACAAUCUCCCGACUCUAUCAAUCGAAAUAGCGUGGCCGACCAUCAACACGCUCGGUUAUCUUUACCUAGCAACGAUAUCCGCGGAUCCCCUUCCGGCAUUACAAAGCCCUCCAGCCGCUCAGAAACACUACCGUCGUCGGCGGAAAAAGACGUACCACCCAUCGUUUCACCUACACAAGUAGCUGAGAUCCUCCGCUCGCAACCCGGGCAGGUUCUAGUACUGGAUCUACGGGUCUACCAGCAGUAUGCGUCGGCAAGGAUACGGGGGGCUCUGAACCUAUGUAUUCCCACAACCCUGCUGAAACGGCCCGCGUAUAAUGUCCAGAGGCUUGCUGAGACCUUCAGUUCCGCUCGCGACCAGGAAACCUUUGCGCGCUGGCAAACCUGCUCCUACAUUGUUGCGUACGAUGCCAACUCGUCGCUAGCCAAGGAAGCAGUCACGCCGUUGAAUGUCCUCAAGAAGUUUACAUCUGAAGGCUGGAAGGGCACCGGUCUGGUCAUUAAGGGCGGUUUCCUGAAGUUCCAGAAAUUAGUCCCGGAUCUGGUUGACGAUGGUCCUGUACAGCAAGGUAAUGGAGCCUCCAGUCAACCGCUGUCGAUCUCCGCACCUGGGAAAGAUACCCUCGCCGUCGCCGGAGGUUGCGCCAUGCCAACAACGAAAUCUGCUGCAAACCCAUUCUUUUCGAACAUUCGCCAGAACAUGGACCUCAUCGAUGGCGUUGGUCAACUGACUAUUAAAAAGCCCCAUGAACUCACGGCGGAGACUGAAAGGCGUAUGCCAUCCUGGUUGAAGCGGGCAGCCUCGCAGUCCAAUGACGGCAAGUUGGUUUCCGACAAAUUCCUGAAUAUUGAAAAGUCGGAGCAAAAGCGUAUGCAGGAUGCCCUCAACGUCAAGGUCUCGUACGGAAGUCCACGCACGGAACGACCAGAAAAAAUCCAGAUUGCCGGCAUUGAGAAGGGUUCGAAGAAUCGCUACAACAAUAUCUUUCCUUACGAUCAUACGCGGGUCAGGCUGCAGAACGUGCCAAAUGGGAGCUGCGAUUAUAUCAAUGCCAGCCAUGUGAAAGCAGAAUUCUCCAAUCGACGGUACAUUGCCACGCAAGCCCCCAUCCCGGCAACCUUCAAUGACUUUUGGCGGGUGGUCUGGGAACAAGAUGUCCGAGUGAUCGUAAUGCUAACGGCUGAAGCUGAAGGUGGACAAGUCAAAAGUCACGUCUAUUGGAAGCCUGGCGAGUAUGGUCAAUUGAAGCUCAAACAGCUCUCCGAACGUCAAGUGAGUCUGGAGUCAAAGAAGCCUGCAAACAAACCUGCACCGACCACGCGUCCUUCCAUGGCUCCGAGAAGAUCGACAACAGCCAAUAUAGCUGGUGAACGCAGCCGAGAAGAGGUCAAGUCUCCGGGCUCCAGGGCGACGCCGAUGGCCGUCGUUCGAGACUUUUCCCUCAGUCAUUCCGCCCGUCCUUUUGAGCCGAUGCAUGAGGUUACUCAGGUCCAUUAUGCCGACUGGCCCGAUUUGGGCGCUCCAGCCAGCCCGAGUGAACUCCUUGGGCUGGUGGAACAGGUCAAUAAAUAUGUCCGUGGCUCUGCCUCGCCGUCCAGUAUUGUUGGACCCGAUGAAGCAGCUCCCAAAGGACAACGCCCCAUCUUGGUUCACUGCAGUGCAGGGUGCGGACGGACAGGCACAUUUUGUACGAUCGACUCGGUCAUCGAUAUGUUGAAGCGACAGAAGCUCUCCAACGACGGCGAUCAAGAUAGAAUGGAUGUGGAUGCUGACGACUGGGUGACGCGCGACGAUGUUGACUUGGUCGCCAAGACUGUGGACGAGUUCCGUCAUCAGAGACUGAGCAUGGUGCAGAAUCUACGUCAAUUUGUUUUGUGUUAUGAAAGUAUUUUGCAAUGGAUUGUUGCACUAGAGUCGGAGCAGCGCCAAAAACGACCUGGGCUACCAGACCCGCGGAGGAGUUAUCACGGCUGA